AUGAUUCUACAAUCGAUUUUUUAUAAUAACUUUGAAUUAUUAAUCCCAGAAUUUUUUAUAACAUUAAUUAUUUUAUCUUUUUUAUUAUUCGGUACUUUUUAUAAAAAUAUUGAUAAUAAAAAAAUAUUAAUAAUAAAAACAAUUAAUAAUUUAAUUAUUUUUUUAUUAUUAUUUACAUUAUUAUUAAUGUUCAAUACACAAAAUAUAUCUAUGACUUUAAUGAAUGGAGCUUUAUUUAUAGAUAAUUUAACUCAAUUUAUUAAAAGUAUUUUAAUUAUUUGUACUAUUUUAUGUUAUAUUAUUCAAACAAAUUAUAUAAUAAAACAAAAAAUGUUUUCAUUUGAAAUUAAUAUUCUAAUAUUAAUUUCUUUAUUAGGUUUAAUGUUAUUAGUAUCAUCUUUUAAUUUUAUUACCUUAUAUUUAGCUGUAGAAUUACAAAGUUUAUCUUUUUAUAUAUUAACUGCAUCUAAACGUAAAUCACCUUUAGCCGUAGAAGCUGCUUUAAAAUAUUUUAUUUUAGGAUCAAUAGCUUCUAGUUUUAUUUUAUUUGGUUCUUCUUUAAUUUAUGGUGUUUUUGGUUCAUUAAAUUUUGGAAAUAUUUUUUUAAUAUUAUCUAAUGUUUAUUAUAUUGAAAAUAUUGAUUUAAUAAUAGGCGCUUUAAAUGGUUUUUUAUUUAUUUUUAUCGGACUAUUUUUUAAAAUAGGUGCUGCUCCUUUUCAUUUUUGGUUACCAGAUGUUUAUGAAGGUGCUCCUAAUAAUGUAACAGCUUUUUUUGCAAUUGUACCUAAAAUUGCUUUUAUAGGUAUUUUAAUUAGAUUUGUUUUUGAUAUUUUAAUAGAUAUUUCUUCUUUUUUUGAAAUUAUUUUUUAUAUAAGUGCUAUUUCUUCUAUGUUUAUAGGUUCUUUAGCUGCAUUACAACAAAAAAAAAUUAAAAGAUUAUUAGCUUAUAGUUCUAUAAGUCACGUAGGUUUUAUUUUAAUAGGUUUUACUUCUAAUUUAUUAGAAUCUAUUCCUUAUAUUUUAUUAUAUAUUGUAGUUUAUAUAAUUAUGAGUAUAAAUUUAUGGACUUCAUAUUUAUCUUUAAUUAUAAAUAAAAAACCUAUUAAAUAUUUAACUGAUUUAUCAAAUCUUUAUAAUUUUAAUAAAAUUUUAGCUUUUAUUAUUGUUUUAAAUGUUUUUUCAAUGUCGGGAAUUCCACCAUUAGCUGGUUUUUUUUCAAAAUUAUUUUUAUUUAUUACUGCAAUAAAAGCACAAUAUUUUGGUUUAAUAUUUUUUAGUAUUUUAGUAAGUAUAUUAAGUUCUUUUUAUUAUUUAAGAAUGAUAAAAAUUAUAUUUUUUGAAAAAAUAUCAAAAAAAUUAUUUGUAAAUCAAAUAACUAAAUUAAAUAGUAUUAUAUUAGUAAUUAAUACUCAAUUUUUAUUAUUAUUUUUUUUAUAUCCAAAUAUUAUAUUAAUUAAUUUAAAUAAAUUAUAUUUAUAUUUAUUAAUAUAA
Molecule: messenger RNA, 1491 nt
Organism: Saprolegnia parasitica CBS 223.65
Lineage: Eukaryota; Oomycota; Saprolegniomycetes; Saprolegniales; Saprolegniaceae
Source: the annotation of a RefSeq genome assembly